ACAUUCCUUUCCGGGGUCACGCUGAAUUUCCGGGUAUCUCUGACAGGGUUGUCUACGCCGCCUUUUCGGCGAUUUUUUAGUCUUCCGCCUUUUUUUUUCCCUUUCUUUUUGUUGUCGCUACCCCCAACUUAACACGCCCGCGCGGGCCUGGCCUUGGGCUCGCGACUUUCCGCCGCCCUGCCGGGUCCUAGGUUGCCCGCCCGAGCUGGGCCUCGCUGUGCCGCGGGCUGCUCCUACCUCUGCCUGCUCGGGCGGCAGCUCGGGCCUGGGAGCGUGUUGGCGGGCAGUGCCGCUGGGCCCUGCUCGGCCCUUCGGCGUGGACGCCGGUAGAAGAAUACAUGUUUACCUUUAGUGAACAAGAGCAUGUUCCCAAACUCAAUUUUGGGUCGUCCACCCUUCACUCCAACCCACCAACAGCAUAACAACUUCUUUGCUCUCUCACCAACUCUUUAUUCACACCAGCAACUUAUAGAUGCACAAUUCAACUUUCAAAAUGUAGACUUGUCUAGAGCUGUGUCCUUACAGCCCCUGACAUACGGAACUGUUAGUCCAAUACAGACCUCAACAUCCCCAUUAUUUCGAGGAAGGAAGAGAAUAAGCGAUGAAAAAGCCUUUCCUCUUGAUGGUAAACGGCAGCGUUUCCAUUCACCCCACCAAGAGCCAACUAUAAUCAACCAGCUAGUGCCUUUGUCAGGUGACCGAAGAUACUCCAUGCCACCGUUGUUUCAUACACACUAUGUACCAGAGAUAGUCAGAUGUGUUCCACCUCUUCGAGAAAUUCCACUGUUAGAACCUAGAGAAAUCACACUGCCUGAGGCCAAAGAUAAGCUGAGUCAGCAGAUACUAGAGUUGUUUGAAACUUGUCAACAGCAAGCAAGUGACUUGAAGAAGAAAGAACUCUGUAGAGCACAGCUGCAGAGAGAGAUCCAGCUGCUCUUCCCACAAAGCAGACUCUUUUUGGUUGGAUCGUCUUUAAAUGGAUUUGGUGCCCGAAGCAGCGAUGGCGAUUUAUGCUUAGUUGUUAAAGAAGAACCAGUAAAUCAGAAGACUGAAGCACGACAUAUCCUCACCUUAGUCCAUAAGCACUUCUGUACUAGACUUUCUGGCUAUAUUGAGAGACCUCAGCUGAUUCGUGCAAAAGUGCCAAUUGUGAAGUUCAGGGAUAAAGUCAGCUGUGUGGAAUUCGACUUAAAUGUAAACAAUACCGUUGGAAUUAGAAACACAUUCCUUCUCAGAACUUAUGCAUACCUUGAAAAUCGAGUUCGUCCAUUAGUCCUGGUGAUUAAGAAGUGGGCAAGUCACCACGAGAUAAAUGAUGCCAGUCGAGGCACUUUAAGCAGCUAUAGUCUUGUAUUGAUGGUUUUGCACUAUUUACAAACCCUACCUGAACCCAUCCUUCCAUCCCUCCAAAAAAUUUACCCAGAAUCUUUUAGUACUUCUGUACAGCUGCACCUUGUUCAUCAUGCCCCAUGUAAUGUUCCUCCUUACCUCUCAAAGAAUGAAUCCAGUCUUGGGGACCUCUUACUGGGCUUUCUUAAAUACUAUGCUACAGAAUUUGACUGGAAUACUCAGAUGAUUUCAGUCCGUGAAGCCAAAGCCAUCCCAAGGCCAGAUGAUAUGGAAUGGAGAAAUAAAUACAUCUGUGUUGAAGAACCUUUUGAUGGAACUAACACCGCCAGAGCUGUGCAUGAGAAGCAGAAGUUUGAUAUGAUCAAGGACCAAUUUCUAAAGUCAUGGCAGAGAUUGAAAAACAAGAGAGAUCUGAACAGUGUUCUACCUUUGAGAGCUGCUACCCUGAAAAGAUAACUGGUCUCUAAUUCUAAAAUUCUUCCAAGAAAUAAAGAACAAUACAUAUGUCAUAAUUCAUUUGCUUACCUCCAUCAUGGUUUUUUUAAUGGUCUUGUUUUCAUGUUUUAUUUUUAAAAGGACAUACUUAUAUAAAGAUUGCAUAUUUUAUUAUGACAUUUCCUAAUAAACUCUUUGAUUUAAAAAUGUAUUUUUGAAAAUGUUUACAUCAAUGAUUAGUAGUAUUAUGGCAUGACUUUUCAGCAUAAAAUAUAUUUUGAGAAAUUACCUGAACUAAUAAGGUUUUGAUAUAUUCUCAAGUACUUGUACCACAUGCUUAUACUGAAGAACUCUGUGGAGUUUUGCAAAGGACCUAAGUAAUACGUACUUAGUGUGCCUGGCUGUAGACAGUAGUCUAGCUCAGCUCUAGUCAAGCCAAGAUUCAAGUCAGCUAUUCAGUUACUUGAAGCAAGCGAAAUCUUUCAUUCAGUGAAAUCACUGUGGAGUCUUGAAAUACUGGACAAUUGCCUUAAGUCUUCACUUGACUGACCGCUGGGACAGACUGUCUGAGGUGUGUCUGUAUUAGUGUGUUUUCAGCACUUCACACCUUCUUUAUAGACUCUGAAGGCUGUUUUAGAGUUUGUGUUGAAACAAUACAUUUUGCACUGUUGUAAUGGGAACACUAACAACAGUUAGUGACUUGUUUAUGGACUGUUUGAAAGUCUCUGACUUAAAUAUUUUGGAAAAAAUGUAGUUUCCUAUGUUUUCUGAGAGCACAGUGAAUUGUGCACUGUUGCUUCACCUCCGUUUUCCUGGUUUUAUUUUCCUCAUGAUAGGAAACAGAAAACUGAAACAUCGAAGCUAAGGUUAUUUGUGGAAUCCAAUGUCUGUAGAUUAUAAUCUAAACUGGAAUUUUUAGGCAGUAAGCCACUACAAAGUGUUUUAGAUAAGACAAUAAAGUUAUAAAUAAAAGUUUAAUGUUUUUACAAAAAUCUUUUUUAGUAUUUCUUUUCCACAGGAAAGCAGUAGUUCAGAUCAAGCUAUGCUGUUUAAUAAAUUGUUGUUAGUUUAUGUAAAUACUUGUAAAUUGGUCAAUACCUGUAUUGUACAGUUAAAUAUAAAAAGUAAUCUUGAAGGCGGUUUUAACUUUUUCAAAGAUUGCAAACUUCUUGUAGGCCUACAGGGGUACAGUUUGUACCACUAAACUAUUUUUUGCAGACCAAUUAAAAAACUAAAACUUUCUCUUUGUUUGACUUACAAAGGGUGCAUAUUUUCCUUUUUCUUUUUAAGUUUAAAUUUUCGUAUGCUGUCAAUGGAAUAAAGUUUAUAUCUGGAA
Messenger RNA from Rattus rattus (black rat), 3121 nucleotides. It is a transcript of the gene Tent2, whose product is annotated as terminal nucleotidyltransferase 2. Bases 364 to 1806 code for a protein of 480 amino acids. The transcript has 15 exons. Lineage: Eukaryota; Metazoa; Chordata; Mammalia; Rodentia; Muridae. The record is from RefSeq and is a predicted model, not a curated record. Gene Ontology annotation, molecular function: poly(A) RNA polymerase activity. Gene Ontology annotation, cellular component: cytosol.